Eutrema salsugineum is the source of this 2250-nucleotide messenger RNA. RefSeq names its product mannan endo-1,4-beta-mannosidase 5. The record is from RefSeq and is a predicted model, not a curated record. Bases 740 to 2125 code for a protein of 461 amino acids. Lineage: Eukaryota; Viridiplantae; Streptophyta; Magnoliopsida; Brassicales; Brassicaceae. Gene Ontology annotation, molecular function: hydrolase activity, hydrolyzing O-glycosyl compounds. The transcript is spliced from 4 exons.
GGGAUUCACAAUUCAUUAUUUUGAAUCACAUGAUUGAUGAACAAUGAACAUUCUCAAAUAUCUGAAUGUGAUGACACUCCAAAGCAUUUGGCUUUUUUCUGUCUUUUUUAUUAAAAUUAAAAUUUCAUCAUUAAAAGUUUUCAACAACAUAUUCGUCUUUUCUAAUUUGAUGUCUUAUUGCUGAUUAAGUUAUGUGCUCUUUCUUCUUUCUUUUUGGUCAAGUUCUGUGAUUUUCUCUUCAGCCAUUUACAAACAUCAGCAUUAUUAUAAAAUGGCUAUAGGCUGUUUGAAGCCGAGAAGCUUUUUUCUUUUUAAGAGAGAAAAUUAUAUUACAGCAAAAAAAAGAAAAAUUUGGGUCUAAGAUCCGUAUUUCUUCUCCUUUUUAUUUAAUUUUUAUUUUUGUCAUCAGGUUUCUGGAAAGCACAUAUAUAUAUAUAUAUAUAUAUUAUAUGUAAAUACAAAAACACAUAGAUCUGUGUUUGUUGGGUUAUUCAAUUUUUCAAUUCUUCAUCAAGCUCACAUUUUUCUGCUAGUUUGCAUCUCCAUUUUGCUUAAAGCCGUAAAUGGGAGCGCUUAUUUCAAAUCUUGUUAUCUUUGGUAUAAAGGGAUAAUUUUUCCGUUUGGGUUUCAUAAAAAGUUUGGAUUUUCAGAGACAUUCACCGAACACAGACAAGCUUUUUCUUCUGGGUGCUACCGACAAGGUCUCUGUUUCUCCAAUUCUGGGUAGAAAUUGCUGUAUAUGGCUCCGGCAAGGAACGGGGCAGUGCUACCAAUUCUAGGCUUCCUGAUAUGUGCAGCUUUCAUCUAUUUCUCAUUUCGAGAUUUGUGGCUAUAUCACAAAGCGAAAACCGAGUUAGGGUUUGUGAAAAGGAACGGAACUCAAUUCGUGGUGGAUGGUAAGGCUUUGUAUGUAAAUGGGUGGAACUCGUAUUGGUUCAUGGACCAUGCAGUGAAUGAACACAGUAGAUACCGAGUGAGUGAAAUGCUUGAAGCUGGAGCCAAAAUGGGUCUCACUGUUUGUAGAACUUGGGCCUUCAAUGACGGUGGCUACAAUGCUCUCCAGAUCUCUCCUGGCCAUUUCGAUGAGCGAGUCUUCCAGGCCUUGGAUCAUGUAAUCGCAGAGGCAAGGAAGCAUGAUGUUAGAUUGCUUCUUAGCUUAGUGAACAACUUGCAAGCGUACGGAGGGAAGUCACAGUAUGUGAAAUGGGCGUGGCAAGAAGGUGUUGGCCUCAGCUCCUCCAAUGAUUCCUUCUUCUUUGACCCAUCUAUCCGCAAAUACUUCAAGAACUAUCUCACGGCUCUGCUCACCCGCAAGAACUCAGUGACUGGAAUAGAGUAUAGAAACGACCCUACGAUUUUCGCUUGGGAGUUGAUAAACGAGCCUAGAUGCUCAUCUGAUGUCUCUGGCGACACCCUCCAAGUCAGUCCUCCAUUUCACUUUUCACUUUUGAAUCGUUUUAGGUUGUUUCUUAUUCAGCAAAAUAUCAAUACGUUUCUUGCGGAAUCACAGGAAUGGAUAGACGAAAUGACAGGCUUCAUAAAGUCAAUUGAUGACAAGCAUCUCCUCACAGUUGGCCUGGAAGGCUUCUAUGGUCCCAAGAGCCCGAAACGCCUGACAGUUAAUCCAGAACAGUGGCCUUCUGAGCUUGGAACCGACUUUGUUCGAAACUCUAAUUCCUCAAACAUUGAUUUCGCAUCCGUUCAUAUCUACCCUGAUCACUGGUUUCAUGAUCAGAGCUUCGAAGAUAAGCUAAAGUUUGUGGUGAAAUGGAUGCAAUCUCACGUUGAAGAUGGGAUGAAGGAACUGAAGAAGCCAGUUCUGUUCACAGAGUUUGGGCUCUCGAACCUGAACAAGGACUACGAGCCAUCGCAGCGAGAACGGUUCUACAGAAUCAUCUUCGAUGUGGUUUACAAAUCAGCAAAGCGAAGGAAGUCAGGUGCAGGCACACUGGUGUGGCAGCUAUUCAUGGAAGGCAUGGAAGGUUUUAAUGAUGAAUUUGGGAUUGUUCCACAUGAACAAGAUUCCAUGUACAGAUUGAUGAUCGAGCAAUCUUGCAGAUUGGGUCGAGUCACAGGACGUCUUAAGGAACAUAAGUUGAAAAAACUUUGUUCUCACAGACAUUGAGAGAAUCAUAUGUACACUGUUUUUUUCUUAUACAGUGAAAUCUGAUUCUAAUUUUGGUAAACUCUCUAUAGAUUGAUGUAUUCUGGUUACCAAGUUCGAGAUAAUAGAGAAAUUCAUAUGAUAAA